AUGGCUGGCCCCAUCGCGACAAGUAGUAGCAGAAGUGGCAGCGGUAGCGCUCGCGCCAUGAUAUCAUCGACACGAAGGACUGCAAGAACGACGACGACGCGUCUGACAACCAAUGUUAGAUUACCCGUCUUGCUCGAAUUUACGUCGUGCUUUUGUCGGGUUGGGUACGCUGGCGAAGCGCUGCCCCAUUUUGGAGUAUUGUUGCAUCCUGACUUGAUUGAUUACAAUCAUGGCUGUGAUACUAACGGAUCUACUGGUGGUUCUAUGCUCGGUCGCGCUACUAUGGAGCGCGCUCGAUUGUAUCAACUCUUAUUUCCGCUCGUGGAAGAAUGCUUUGGCCGGAUUCACCAUCCGGAUCCGACAACCCGCAACGUAGUCGUUAUUUUUGAUACGGGUUUGACGUGUCCACAAACUUGGCAGGAAACGCUGGAAGGGGUUCUGCACGAAAAGCACGUUCCACACGUCACUUUUCAAUCCUGCCUGAGUCUGAUUCCGACGGCAUUUCCAAACUUGCCCGAUUCGUUGACAGUGCAUGUAACGAAUACGGCCGCGUAUUGCAUGGCUCAGGCUGGCUCGUUGACGUUGCCUUUUACGUUUCAAACCGUUCCGGCGGGUUACCGCCAAGUAAUGCAAGCUAAUGGCGGUGAGCCAGACCUGUUGGAACCACUGCUUUGGACGGAGGCCAUGACAACAUGCUGGUUAGAUCCGUCUAAUCCCAACUCGCUGGUAACCGCAUUCUUGUCUUGUAUACAGGCCUGUCCACGACAGGCGCGACCAUACGUUAUUGGCAACGUUGUUUUUACUGGCGAAGCCAUCUCCUUCCGACCCGACUUGCCCAAUCGUGUGCUAAGACAGGUCAAGACAGUGCUGCUCCAAGACGACGAAAACCGUGGGUCCUACGAACAACAAUAUCAACCUGGAACUCCUCUAAAAAGCACUGAGAACCCUAAUGAAAAUCUUUCUACUGCAAAGAUUGGCAACCUCGUCGACGACUUCACCAGAUUGUGUCAAACUUGGAGCGAGUUGAGACCGCUCGCCGGUCGAAUCGUGGGGUACGUAGACACGGCACCUUACCCUGCCGAUCGUGUCGUUUGGGCCGGAAGCUCCGUAUGGGCCCAGAUCUGGCACGGACGGGAUCCUGACGCGAAAGCUUUUGGUUGGCGGAAGCCCAUAGCCGCGGUGCCGGAAAUGAAGACGGAAUACACAACGAUGGUGUCCACUAACGCUUCUUGUACGGUAUUGAACUAA
Molecule: messenger RNA, 1248 nt
Organism: Phaeodactylum tricornutum CCAP 1055/1
Lineage: Eukaryota; Bacillariophyta; Bacillariophyceae; Surirellales; Neidiaceae
Exons: 1
Coding region: 1-1248 (415 amino acids)
Source: RefSeq, a predicted model, not a curated record